AUGAAUUUCGAAGGCAAAUGGGUAUUGGACAAGAGCGAAAACUUCGAGGAGUACAUGAAGGAAGUCGGUGUAGGACUUAUUACUCGCAAAGCUGCCGCUCACAUUAAGGUUCAACUAGAAAUCAAAAAAGAGGGAGAUAGAUGGGUCUGCCUUCAAACAUCCACAUUCAAGAACACAAAACUCGAAUUUAAACUUGGCGAGGAAUUUGAAGAGACCACCCCCGAUGGUCGGAAGUUCAGAUCGCUUAUUGAACUGGCCGAUGGAAUACUGGUUCACAAACAGACGCCGAUUAAGGUUGAAGACAAGCCUUCGGUAAUCAAACGUUGGAUCGAGAAUGGCCGUCUGAUCACCACCUUGCAAUGUGGAGACGUUGUCUGCCGUCGUGAAUACGUCCGCGAAUGA
This is a messenger RNA of Haemonchus placei, 402 nucleotides long. Lineage: Eukaryota; Metazoa; Nematoda; Chromadorea; Rhabditida; Trichostrongylidae. The record is from the annotation of a GenBank genome assembly.